GUUCCCACAUGGUUGCAAGCAUGGAUUGACUGCAAGUUUGCAAACCAGAGAUUUAUUAUUAUUAUUACAAUUAUUAUUAUUAUUUUUUUAAAAAAAUUCCAGUUACAUUCCUAGCUUUGCUCUCCCGUUAGAAGAAGCCUCUUUGCAAACUUGGGAAUCGAACCUCCCCGUGCAGGAAUUGUCUACCGGAGCUGGAUUCGCCUAGCAUGGCUUCAGACGAAGGGCUGCUUAUUAAUGUCAGCACUUUGCCUCUGCCCGGGUCCCACCGCUUCCCUGCGGGACAGAGGGCCCCCAACCCACAAUGGGGCCGCCGUGGGAAAAAGGCCAUGAAAAGAACUUCAGAAGGUGCACAAGAAACCACUCCUGUAAAAAAACAGCGUGCUUCUCCAAUGCCCCAGACCAAAAAGCCGUGGAAAAACCCCAAAAAUCACAACAAAGGAACUGGGCCGCCAGGAUCAUCUCUGGAAAAGCUUUCGCUUGAAGCCAGGGAAGGCGACUUCAACAAGAGACCCUUUGUAAAGACUUCCAGCCUCUUUAAAAACAACCCAGAGAUCCCCGACUUGCAGAGAACUGCCGUGAAACAAGUUCAAGAGGAGAUUUUCACCUCAGAUUCCUUCGAUCAGCUGGGUCUACAUCCUCACUUGACUUCAACAAUAACCUCGUCCUUGAAACUAUCAAGCAUGACCAGUGUUCAGAAGGAGACCAUUCCCACAUUGCUGCAAGGGAAGGACGCUCGGAUCCGAUCACAGACGGGCUCAGGAAAGACACUUGCUUAUAGCAUCCCCCUCGUACAAUCCUUGCAAAAGCUGGAGCCCAAAAUCAAGCGCAGUGAUGGACCCUAUGCCCUUAUCCUGGUUCCAACCAGAGAGCUCGUUCUACAGAGUUUUGAAACCCUCCAGAAACUCUUAAAGCCUUUUACCUGGAUUGUACCCGGAGUCUUGAUGGGGGGCGAAAAGAAGAAAUCGGAAAAAGCCAGAUUACGCAAAGGAAUAAAUAUCCUGGUGGCAACUCCUGGACGGCUGGUGGAUCACAUCAAAUCUACCCAAUGCAUUCACUUCCGCUGUAUCCGUUGGUUGAUUCUGGAUGAGGCUGACAGAAUAUUGGAUCUGGGCUUUGAAAAGGCCGUGGCCGCCAUAUUGAAUGCUGUCAAUGCAGCCAGCCCGAAACGGCAAAACGUUCUUUUGUCAGCCACACUUUCUGAAGGGGUCUCAAGGUUAGCCCAUAUCAGCUUGCAAGACCCUGCCUGCAUUACCGUGGCGUCAGAAGCCCCGGGUUCAAAUCCGGCUCAGGAAAAAGUCUGUCUCCGGGAGGAUGUCGGCGUUAUUGCUGCCAAGAAGGAACAGGGCAGUUUUGCUGUGCCAGAAACACUCCGUCAGAACGUGGUCAUGGUCCCGAGCAAGCUGAGACUAGUGACGUUGGCGGCUUUCAUUUAUGGAAAAUUCAAGUUCGAAAAACGCCACAAGAUGAUCGUUUUCUUCUCGAGUCGCGAGCAAGUGGAGUUUCAUUACGUCCUCUUCCAAAAAGUGUUGGGCGAGGCGUCUGGGGAUGGAGGAUCAGGGUUAGCACCAGCCCUUCUUUCUCCUCUGUCUUUUGCACGUCUGCACGGUGACAUGAAACAAGAGGAAAGAUCAUCCGUGUUUCAGGCUUUUCUGCAAUCGAAGACCGGGGUGUUGCUCUGCACGGACGUCGCUGCUCGUGGGUUAGACCUGCCCCAAGUCACCUGGAUCGUGCAGUAUAAUCCAGCAGCUUCGCUCGCUGAAUACGUCCACCGAAUUGGGAGAACAGCUCGGAUUGGCAGCCCUGGAAACAGCUUGCUCAUGCUUUUGCCUUCCGAGGCCGGAUAUGUCAGCUUUCUGGCUUCGUACAAGAUUAACAUUUCAGAGAUGAAAAUGGAAGAGAUUUUGUCAAACUUAACGAAAGAUGACCGUUUCAAAGGAAACCCGGAGAGGUCUAAGAAGAGCCUGCGGAGAGAUGUCCAGGAAAUACACCGAAGGGCUACCGUGAUGCAGACUGAAUUUGAAGAUUUUGUUCACUCCGGUACCAAAACCACCCGAUGGGCCAAAAAAGCCCUGCAGUCCUUCAUCCGCUCGUAUGCCACCUAUCCCGCCAACCUCAAGCCCAUCUUUCACAUCCGGGCUCUGCAUUUGGGUCACGUGGCCAAGAGUUUUGGGCUCCGCGACGCUCCUGGGAACCUCGGCGCCGUCGCUGGAGCCCCUUGGCAGGGAAGGAAACAGAAAAGGCAUGACCCUCUCAAGACGGCUCAAGUCAUACCUCGUCUCCAUGUUGCCUUUGAAUAUUCUAGUGGUUUGGACCCCUCGGCUUCGAAGGGCAAGAGGAAGAAACGGCUGAGAAACCGAGGGGAACUAAAUUCUCCCAGCUGAUCUGAGAAUUCUCCGUGCCUUUUCGACGGGAUUGGAAAAGAGCUGGAAGACACAAUCUCAGGAAUGUCCCCUUUCCGUUCUAGGAGAGGAAACCAUGUUCCACCGGGAAUACAUACCCUCUUCCUUCCUGAUCUAGAAAAGAAGACCAACCAGGAUCGACCACGGACGUCCCCUUCCUCCCUGAUCUAGAAGAAAAAAACUAGCCAGUUUCAAGCAAAAAUUUCCUUCCCUGAUCUAGAAAAGAAGAUCGACCAUGAACGUCUCCUUCCUCCCUGAUCUAGAAGAUAAAACUAGCCAGUUUCAAGCAGAAAUGUCCCUUCCUGAUCUAGAAAAGAAGACUAACCAGGAUCAACCAUGAAAGUCCCCUUCCUCUAUGAUCUAGAAGAAAACACUAGCCAGUUUCAAGCAAAAAUGUCUCUUCCUGAUCUAGAAAAGAAGAUCGACCACGAAUGUCUCCUUCCUCCCUGAUCUAGAAGAAAAAACUAGCCAGUUUCAAGCAAAAAUGUCCCUCCCCUGAUCUAGAAAAGAAGACCAACCAAAAUCGACCACAAACGUCCCAUUUCUUCCUGAUCUAGAAG
This is a messenger RNA of Ahaetulla prasina, 2959 nucleotides long. It is a transcript of the gene DDX31, whose product is annotated as DEAD-box helicase 31. Gene Ontology annotation, biological process: ribosome biogenesis. The transcript has 20 exons. Gene Ontology annotation, molecular function: nucleic acid binding; RNA helicase activity; ATP binding. Gene Ontology annotation, cellular component: nucleus. Lineage: Eukaryota; Metazoa; Chordata; Lepidosauria; Squamata; Colubridae. The record is from RefSeq and is a predicted model, not a curated record. Bases 207 to 2381 code for a protein of 724 amino acids.